AUCAGGAAGUCUGGGAGGGUUUCUUCCUUACUGUCAGGUCCCAAUUCAGCGUGCUGCAGACAUCUCCCACCAGUAACUCGCUUCUAGGGCCUUCUGCCUGCCGUCUCUAGGGUGCUUAGCUCUCAUUUAUCCUCGGCUUUGGUUACGGUCGGGGUCCCCAGUUUUUUUACGAGAGAUUCUGUUGAGAUGGCCGACCAGCUGUCUGAGGAUCAGAUUGCGGAGUUUAAGGAAGCCUUCAGCUUAUUUGACAAAGAUGGAGAUGGCAGCAUCACAACGAAAGAACUUGGCACCGUCAUGCGGUCAUUGGGACAAAAUCCCACUGAGGCCGAGUUGCAAGAUAUGAUUAAUGAGGUCGACGCUGACGGCAACGGCACGAUUGACUUUCCCGAGUUCCUGAACCUUAUGGCGAGGAAAAUGAAGGAUACCGAUUCUGAAGAGGAGCUGAAGGAAGCAUUCAAGGUGUUCGACAAAGACCAGAACGGCUUUAUUUCGGCGCAGGAGCUUCGGCACGUGAUGACGAACCUGGGAGAGAAAUUGACAGACGAGGAGGUUGACGAGAUGAUCAGGGAAGCGGAUGUGGACGGAGAUGGCCAGGUUAAUUAUGAGGAGUUUGUGAAGAUGAUGAUGGCGAAAUAAGUCAAGCACAAUCCAUCCUCGUCAAGCACAAUCUCUCUUAAUUUCCUUCUUCCUCAGCUGCUGACUGGGUAUCCUGAAGCCCCCAUUCUUGUCCCAGGUUUGGAGCUUAGGGAUGCUCACUCAGCCAUGGACAACACUUGUGAGCUCUGAUGUUCUGCCUUCAAUUCCUGUCGGUGCAGUAGUGGGGUAGAUGCCUCUUGGUUUCCACAGGGUUGUAAAACAGUACCUAGAUUCAAUCGUUAGGUCUGAAACGCUGAUGCUGGUUGUUGCUCUGUACAGCACUAGGUUCAGAAGCGAUACUCAGCUGGCUGGAUCUGUGCAUAACGCAUUUGUUACAACAUUGCAUUGAAUGAAACAUUGUGCCCGAU
Messenger RNA from Closterium sp. NIES-67, 1004 nucleotides. Lineage: Eukaryota; Viridiplantae; Streptophyta; Zygnematophyceae; Desmidiales; Closteriaceae. The record is from the annotation of a GenBank genome assembly.